Molecule: messenger RNA, 1844 nt
Organism: Pocillopora verrucosa
Lineage: Eukaryota; Metazoa; Cnidaria; Anthozoa; Scleractinia; Pocilloporidae
Product: nuclear receptor-binding protein
Biological process (GO): protein phosphorylation; intracellular signal transduction
Cellular component (GO): cytoplasm
Molecular function (GO): protein serine/threonine kinase activity; ATP binding
Source: RefSeq, a predicted model, not a curated record
AGAACUCAGUCUUCAUAUUCAUUCGCUCGUCAAUACUAUCUGCAGUCGGCCAUUCUUCGAGAAGGUAAAAUAAUAAUAGCGAAAUGGCGAACAAUUUAACACUUGGAAUCAAUGACGUUCGGAACGAGCAUUCUGGAGAUGAAAGUGAUGAAGAUGAUGAUGAUGUAGUCGAGCAAAGUCCAUGUGGACGAUGGGAGAAGAGAAGGCAAGAGGUGAUGCAGAGAGAUGUCCCAGGUAUUGACCAUUCAUUCUUAGCCAUGGAUACAGAGGAAGGCGUUGAAGUAGUUUGGAAUGAAGUGCAGUUUUCUGAGAGAAAAUCCUUCAAAAGUAAAGAGGAGAAUGUCACAGCUGUCUUUGAAAAUCUGAUCCAGUUGGAUCAUGCAAACAUUGUUAAAUUUCACAAGUUUUGGACAGAUACCAGUCCUGAAAAACCUCGGGUCAUCUUCAUCACUGAGUACAUGACUUCUGGAUCAUUGAAACAGUUCCUGAAGAAGACACGAAAGAGCUUAAAGACCUUGAAUGAGAAGGUAUGGAAAAGAUGGUUACGGCAAAUUUUGUCAGCCUUGAGCUAUCUCCAUGGAUGUGAAACACCUAUUGUGCAUGGCAACUUGUCUUGUGACACAAUAUUUAUCCAGCACAAUGGAUUGAUCAAAAUUGGUUCAGUUGCUCCUGAUACCAUUCACAAUCAUGUGAAAACAUACAGAGAUGAGAGGCGGAAUAUGCACUUUAUUGCCCCAGAAUAUGGAAAACCUGGACAUAUCAUUGACUGUGCAGUUGAUAUUUAUGCUUUUGGAAUUUGUGCUCUUGAGAUGGCAGCCCUGGAACUUCAUGACACAGAGGGUCGAGUUUCACGAGAUGCUGUCUUCAAAGCCAUUGCCGGAUUAGACUCCGCUAAUUCCACUAUACCACACCAGCAGGACUUCAUUCGGAGAUGCUUAGCUGAAAAUCCUGCAGAGAGACCUACUGCUAGAGACUUGCUGCUGCAUCCAAGUCUGUUUGUGGUUCAUCCUCUCAAGUUGCUUGCAGCACACUGCAUGGUGGAUAAUGAUGUGUCUCCUCCUGACAAUCGUGAAGACACUGAUCCUGAAAGAGUGCUAGCAACCAUUGGAAAGGAACUGAAUUGGAAGCGAGGAAAGUCUCCUGCACUGGAACUGGAAAAGUAUUUGGAGGAAGUAAGAAAUGGCUUGUUUCCCCUUACUGGAAUGCAACAAAAGAAGGAGUUGAGACCAAGACAAAGACCCAAAUCCCCUGAAGGAGAGGAAUCUGUCCUCAGUGAAAAUCAACAUCAAUAUGAUGAAGAAACUAGAAGGGCUACUCUUACCAAAUGUCAGAUCAAACUCAGUCAGGACAGUGCAGACAGUAAACAGCAAACUCAGCUGGAAUUACUCCUUAAAUUGGAUGAUAAGAUGAAUAGACAUCUUGUGAGUGAUCUUCGUCCAGGGGAUAAAGGAGUGGACCUGGCUGACGAUCUAAUCAGACAUGGACUAUUAAACAAGGCGGACCGAGAAGAAUUAGCCAAAUCUAUACAAACACAGUUAGAUUCCUACCCUACCAUUACAACUUAAUUUUGGCCGUUUGUUCCUGUCCGGAUCAAUUAUAACAAAGAAUGUGAACCGGCCAUUAGAACCAAAGCGUCGAAGGGAUUGGUUUCCUUGAACAUCUUUGUACAUACACGGGAAAUUAUCAUCGACGCUCAUUCGGUUACCAGUACCUCUCGUUUUCGAUGGCAACCAUUUCGCGGAAUGCAACGCAUCCCGUCAUUCCUCCCCUAAUACAUAUCAUAAAUUGGUGAGCUGGAAUUGCCUAGAAAAAUAUUCGAUUAAUUUUCAUCGUUCUGUUUGGUA